UGCAGUGCAGCAAGCUUACUGUACACUUCAGUAGUGUGUAGUGAAGUAGCUACAGUACAGUACAGUACAGUAGGGUGGGCUUUUCUCGUGCUCCCCAGAGGGCGUUCCUGCGCGUCUCGUUGAUGCAUUACACUUCCUGUACGAGGGUAAACUUGACGGAAAUAGCUAGCCCCUACCAUUAGCUGUGAUAACAACAGAGGAAAUGCUGUAUUAUUACUGAGAGUAUAUGAUACACAUGAGAGGCGAUGGGACGAGGCGUUUAGCAGCUAUGGCUGUACUCCUGCUGUUACAGAGUGUGGAUAUAUUCAGCAGUCGGUCUGGGAAUGCAUGAAGGCAGGCACACAUGCUCCACCACAGAGAGCAACAAUCAAACCCAAAAGGAAGAGGGUGUCACUGUUGAAGAAGGAGCAGCCUCAGAUCUCAGUUAAGUGCCAGAGAAUCCCCCACGUGAACAGGAGCGCGUGAGGAGUGGAGGGUGGCAGCAGGAGUUGCCACACAGGAUGGCUUUCCUUGACAACCCCACCAUCAUACUGGCCCACAUCCGGCAAUCCCAUGUAACCAGUGAUGACUCGGGCAUGUGUGAGAUGGUGCUGAUUGAUCAUGACGUGGACUUAGAGAAGUGCCAUUCGGCUGCCGUGUCUACUGGCAGUGUAUCAAUGGGGGGGGUGUUAGGGGAUGGGAGUGUUAGUGGAGACGGUCAGGCCUGUGACCUCUCUCAAUCGAUGGACAUCACGUCCAGCUGGGACUUUGGAAUCCGUCGGCGCUCCAACACAGCUCAAAGGUUGGAGAGACUAAGGAAAGAACGACAGAACCAGAUCAAGUGUAAAAAUGUACAGUGGAAAGAGAGGUCAUCAUCUCAGUCAGCUGAAGACUUGGGGUCCCUUUUUGAAAAGAAGGACUUUAAGGACAGACCUCGAUGUACAGGGACCAAAUCCACCCUUUCUCUGCGGCUAGAGCAGUGCCCCCAGCAGCUCAACAACCCAUUCAAUGAGUACUCCAAAUUUGAUGGCAAGGGCCAUGUAGGUACAACAGCAACCAAAAAAAUAGACGUCUACCUCUCGAUGCAGUCUGCCCAGGAGAAGUUACAUCCUAUGAUGGUGGUCACGAUGGCCAAUGCACGGGUCCACGAUCUCAUCGGCCUUAUCUGCUGGCAAUACACCAGUGAGGGCCGUGAACCCAAACUCAAUGAGAACGUAAACACAUACUGCCUCCACAUAGCUGAGGAUGAUGGAGAGGUGGACACAGAUUUCCCUCCUCUGGAUUCCAAUGAACCCAUCCACAAGUUUGGCUUCAGCACGCUGGCCCUUGUGGAGAAAUACUCAUCGCCAGGACUGGGACCCAAGCAGUCGCUUUUUGUCAGAAUAAACGCUGCCCAUGGUUUCUCCCUCAUCCCAGUGGACAGUCUAAAAGUAACCAUGAAGGAGAUUCUGCAAAAAGCUCUGAAGAAGAGGAAAGGUUCGCAGAAGGGAUCAGUAUUUGCCACAGAUUUUGGAUGUCAAGGCCCCAUGUAUCGGCUGGAGAAGCAGACAGAGCCGAAUGUGGCCGUGGAUCUGGACAGUACACUGGAGACCCAGAGCACGCUGGAGUUCUGUUUGGUCCGAGAGAACAGUUCCAGAGGAGAGGAGAGUUCAGAAGAGGACCCCCCUAUAGACAUCACUACGGUACAGGACAUGCUGAGCAGUCAUCACUACAAAUCUUUUAAGGUCAGCAUGAUCCAGAAGCUGCGCUUCACCACCGACGUUCAGCUAGGUAUAUCAGGUGAGAAAGUGGAGAUAGACCCCGUCACCAAUCAGAAGGCAAGCACUAAGUUUUGGAUCCGACAGAAGCCCAUUUCCAUAGACUCAGACCUGCUGUGUGCCUGUGACCUGGUGGAGGAGAAGAGUCCGAGUCAUGCAAUAUUUAAGCUGACAUAUCUUAGCAACCAUGACUACAAGGCUCUCUGCUUCGAAUGUGAUGCUGCUACAGUCAACGAGAUUGUGCUUAAGGUCAACUACAUCCUGGAGUCUCGGGCCAGCACCUCGAGAGCCGACUACUUUGCCCAGAAGCAGCGCAAGAUAAGCCGGCGCACCAGCUUCAGCUUCCAGAAAGACAAGAAGACCGGCCAGUAGGAUGUGUGGCCUAGACCCCUGAUAAAGAGUCUCUCUCUGAACCACGUGAGAGAAUGACGAAGAGCAAGAAGGAUCCUGGUUAUGAACAGACCCUGGUUAGGAAAGGAAAGGAAUUACAUCAGGGAGAGACAGAGUGAGGUGAGGAGGCGAGAAGGUGAGGACCAGAGUGGAUGAUGAACCUUUACCUUGUAGGAGGUAAAGAAUUAGGCAGGCAAGCUUAGAAAGCAAGCAGAGAGCACAGAUAAUAUGACGGGAGGAGAGCGAGGAAAGGAAGGUAAGAGACGAAGUGAAUGAGCUAGACUUUGGGGGUCGACUAGGUUCAUGGGUUCAGUGUCAUUUUUGAAUUUCACAAGGGUGAAAUCAUCUUAUUUAGGGGGGGGGGGGGGGGCUGUAUAUUGAAGGACUGACUUGACUGUUAGUUCUCAGCCAUAUCAGAGUGCUGAUGCACUCUGCUUUCAAUCAAGAAUGUACAAGAGGAUUAGAUUAAAAAAAGAAAAGAAUCAAACGGGACAUUUCGGCAUGGAGCCGUGAACAGUGAUUGAUCAUUCAGACUGAACGUGUGCUAUCAUCAGUUAUUGAUUCUGAAGCACAAAGCAGACGAGCUGCUGUCUGUGCGAGAGUCAGUAUCAAAGACAUUUUCCUUUUUUUAUUAUUUUUUUUAUAUAAACAUGCAUUAUUUCCACUGCCUACAAGUGAACUGUACAUACAUAAGUGUACCAAAUGAACCCAAGUUUAAGCAGACAUAAGACUUAAACAACUUAAAGCCACAGAAAGCAAACAAGCAAGCAAGCAAGCUAGCUUAUACCUGUUGCCCACUGUAUCAAACAUAACGCUAUUCUGAAAGUGUUGGGACGUUGUCACAUAAAGGGAACAUCCUUUGCCACGUUCUGGGUCACUUGUAUAGAUGAACCCUUUUCAGCCAUUUUUCUUUAGUGCCUGGUACUACUCGAUCGGACAACGUUGCAUGGUUUUAAUGGGUGCGACGUUCAACUUAUCUAUUGAAUUUAAAGACAUUUGUGCUCGUCUUGGUUGGGUUGGGCAGGAACCUUGAACCAAUCAUUUUGGCUGGGUUGUUAGCGGAUACUUAAUUAUCAGACUAAUUAAAUUAUUACAUGUUUUUUUCCCCCUGUGGUCUCAGCUUUCCUCCUCUGUGUAGCAUCUAUAGACUGUAAUAUAUUGAACCAAGCACUCACUCACCCACUCACUGUAUGUCAGGCCAAUCAGAACUUCAGUUCCGACUGUACUUUCGGGCUGCAUCUAGGGAAUGUAUGACAGUUUUCACAGUCUUUUUCUCUUUUCUUUAAUGACAGGAAAAAUAAUAUACUCUAGGUUCGCCACAUGAUUUUCUUUCUUUGUCCGCUCCUGUUUUUUCUUCUUUCAAGCAAAUAGGGGAGGGGACAAACUGACAUAAUGUAACUCAAAACGCUGCUGUUGUGAACUGGAUUCAGGGUGUUUGUUAAUAUCCAAAACUCAUGAUCGAACUCAGGUUUUCUGACUGCCAUGUUGUGUUGACUGGUCUAGGCUUUUUUCUUUUCUGUUUGUUGGAAAUAAAGAGAAAGUGAAAGAAAAACAAAGAAAAAAAGAAAGAGAGAGAGAAAGCACUUGUGUUCUGUGCCGCUGCAUUGCUGUUCGCUCGAUCAGAAGAAAGAGUUCCCGUGAUGGGAAAAAAAAGAGCUACAUAAAGACAUUUCAAACAAAACUUUAUUUAUAUGGGGAAAUGGUUUCAUGACUGGGGAGGGAUAGAGGGGGGGUUAUCACAUGACCUAUGGAAUUAACGAUAUUUGCUACAGUAUGCGUAUUGCUGUAUUAUAUAAGUAGAUUUUCUAAUUAAAGACUGAACUAAAAAAAAUGAUGUGCUAAAUAUGAAUGUGUUUCAUU
This is a messenger RNA of Astyanax mexicanus (Mexican tetra), 3986 nucleotides long. RefSeq names its product MAPK associated protein 1 (gene mapkap1). Bases 501 to 2108 code for a protein of 535 amino acids. Gene Ontology annotation, cellular component: cytoplasm; TORC2 complex; plasma membrane. Gene Ontology annotation, molecular function: phosphatidylinositol-4,5-bisphosphate binding. Gene Ontology annotation, biological process: TORC2 signaling. The record is from RefSeq and is a predicted model, not a curated record. NCBI's taxonomy places the organism in Eukaryota, Metazoa, Chordata, Actinopteri, Characiformes, Acestrorhamphidae. The transcript has 13 exons.